This is a messenger RNA of Cordyceps militaris CM01, 1089 nucleotides long. RefSeq names its product alpha-tubulin suppressor protein Aats1. The record is from RefSeq and is a predicted model, not a curated record. Bases 1 to 1089 code for a protein of 362 amino acids. The transcript has a single exon. Lineage: Eukaryota; Fungi; Ascomycota; Sordariomycetes; Hypocreales; Cordycipitaceae.
AUGAAUGCGCUUUUUGCUCUGGGCUCCAACGGCUCCGGGCAGCUCGGAAUCGGCCACCUAGAGGACGUGUCGGUGCCGAAACCCGUGCAUUUCCACCCUGCGCAGCCCGACUCGGUCAUCGUCCAGGUGGCCGCCGGCGGCAACCACACGCUGCUGCGGACCGCCGCUGGGCACGUCCUUUGGAGCGGCGACUCGGCGACGGGCGCGUGCGGCCUCGGGCCGCGCACCGACGUGCCCGUCUUUCAAGAGCUGCGUCUGGUCCGGGACGGCGGAAGCGGAGUCGGCCGCGUCCGCUUCAUCGCCUGCACGUGGGAGGCGUCUUUUCUCGUAGCGCAGGAUGCGGACGGCAGGGCGACCAGGCUCUACAGCUUCGGUGUGGGCAUGAAGGGCGAGCUUGGCCAGGGCGAGCUGAUUGUGCGGACGCCGUCGGCCACUGCGUUUACGGAUUUCCCGCCGCCGAAUACGGAAAUCGUCGACAUGUCUGCCUGCAUGGGCCAUGUUGUCGUGGUGUUGAGUAACGGCGACGCCUAUGGAUGGGGCAACUGCCGCAAGGGACAGGCGGGCGUGCCGGAGCAAGUCAUAUAUUCACCACGAAAGGUCGAGGGUUUGGAGUUCAAGGUCACCCGGGCCGUGUGCGCAAAGGAAGCGACUGCAUUUUUUGGCGAGCCCGCCAGCGGCGACCUCGCCGUGCUGGGCCUCGACAAGUGGACGCUAUCUUCGGGCCGGCCUGCAGAGGUGCCGCAUUGGGCUGAUGUUGGAGCUAGCUGGGGAAAUAUAUACAUUCUCGGUACGGACGGCACGCUUCUCGGCUGGGGCCGUGACGACCACGGGCAGCUGCCACCGCCAAAUCUGCCAAUACUCACGAAAAUCGCCAUUGGCAGCGAGCACGUCGUUGCGCACGCCCAGGACGGCGACGUCCUGUCCUGGGGCUGGGGCGAGCACGGCAACUGCGGACCCAAGGUUGAGAACAACAAUGUAAAGGGUCGCUGGAAUGUUAUUGCUUCGUCAAAGUACGUUCCGGCAGACUCGCAAAUAGCAAGUAUUGGAGCCGGCUGUGCGACCAGCUGGGUCUGCAUAGCGCCGCGGUGA